This is a messenger RNA of Echinostoma caproni, 405 nucleotides long. The record is from the annotation of a GenBank genome assembly. Lineage: Eukaryota; Metazoa; Platyhelminthes; Trematoda; Plagiorchiida; Echinostomatidae.
AUGCAUUUCCCAUUACAGAUCAUGGAAUUGCAGCACACACUGGAAGAUCUCUCGGCUCGCGUGGAUGUGGUGAAAGAGGAGAACUUGAAACUGCGUUCCGAAAAUCAAAUCCUCGGUCAAUACAUUGAGAAUAUGAUGGCUAAUUCGUCAGUCUUCCAGUCCACCUCACCACGCUCGGCUUUAUCUGUUGUUCUUAUCGUCUUCGUUGUUACUAACAUUAUUAAACCACUCUUAUCUCCAUGGCUUUCAUUUAUUUCGCGCAUUGUUUUCGUUUGUCAUUUGCUAUGUUUUGCUGCAUACUUCGUGACUGUGCUUCCUUUGUUCACUUUCCUCUUUUCAAGUUCCAUACACACACACACAAGCGGAAAAUCUCAACAUUCAAAUGCACGAUUACGACAAUUUUAA